GCGCGGAGCUCCCGCCCCGUCGGGCGGUGCCAAAGGCGGAGGCGGUGCCUCGCUCCGACCCCGACACGCCAAGAUGGCGGCGCCCGCGGCCCGGCGGGGGAGCUGAGGGAGGGCGCGCGCAGAUACCAUAACCUUAAGAAUGCAGUUGGUUUAUCAAAGAGUUGGCCCUUGUUCCUCAUGUUUGAAGAGACAACUAAAUGGCUUCCUGGGAUUAAUUAAAUGGCAGAGAAGACUGGUUCCUGCUUGUGUGAGAACGAUUUACAGUGAGACGGGGAAAUGGGAAAAAAACUAUGGGCUGGAGACAAGGAGACGAGUUGAAAAUUGGUGGUUCCCAAGAAUAAAGGAUCAGUUCUGCAGAAUUUCAGAAACUGAUAAAUCAAGACCAAAAUUUUAUGUGCUUUCUAUGUUCCCAUAUCCUUCUGGGAAGCUUCACAUGGGCCAUGUUCGUGUCUACACCAUCAGUGAUGCAGUAGCUCGGUUCCAGAAAAUGAGAGGGAUGCAGGUGAUAAAUCCAAUGGGAUGGGAUGCCUUUGGUUUACCAGCAGAAAAUGCUGCAGUUGAACAUGGCCUUCACCCUGCAAGCUGGACUCAAAGUAACAUUCAACACAUGAGGAAACAGUUUGAUGCACUAGGUCUGUCUUUUACCUGGGAAAGGGAGGUGACCACUUGCUUACCAGAGUACUACAAAUGGACACAGUAUCUCUUUCUUAAGCUUUUUGAAGCUGGGAUAGUGUAUCAAAAAGAGGCCUUGGUUAACUGGGAUCCAGUGGAUCAGACUGUUCUAGCUAAUGAACAGGUGGAUGACAAUGGUUGCUCAUGGCGUUCAGGAGCAAAAGUGGAGCAGAAAUACCUCAAACAGUGGUUUAUCAAGACAACUGCUUAUGCAAAGGCCAUGUUUGAUGCUUUAUCUGAUCUCCCUGAGUGGUAUGGUAUCAAAGAAAUGCAAGCAAAUUGGAUAGGUGACUGCAUUGGGUGCUCUCUUGACUUCUUGCUAAAGGUUAAUGGUAAAGUAACAGAAGAGAAGCUAGCAGCUUACACCUAUACCCCUGAAGCCAUUUUUGGAGCUUCCCAUUUAUAUAUCUUACCAACUCACAGACUGCUGCAUGGGAAUAGCAGUCUCAAGGAAGUCUUUCAGAGGGAGUUCAUCCCAGGGAAAGACUCACUUACUUCAGUGACAGCUGUGAAUUUGCUUACCAAUCAGGAGAUUCCUGUAGUCAUCUCAGCAAAAAACAAUUUUGAUAAUUACCUUGAUACUAAAAUAGGAAUUCCUAGUACUAGUGCAGAAGAUGCUGCAGUAGCUAGGAAUCUGGGCAUUUCUUUCACUGAAGUCAUUGAGACAUUACCAAAUGGUGUGGAGAAGGUCAUUAAUUCUGCAGAGAUCACUGGCAUGACUCGGCAGGAGGCUUUAAAAGCUAUUACUCAGCAGGCCAAAAAUAAAAGAAUAGGUGGAGACCUAACGAGUGACAAACUGAGAGACUGGUUAAUAUCUCGACAGCGCUACUGGGGAACGCCCAUCCCAAUCAUUCACUGCCAGGCGUGCGGCGCUGUCCCCGUGCCUUACGAGGACUUACCUGUGGUGCUGCCCAAUGUGACCACCUUCACAGGAAAGGGAGCCUCACCUUUGGAAAGCGCCCCAGAAUGGGUGAACUGUUCCUGUCCAAGGUGCAAGGCAGCAGCACGGCGAGAAGUCGAUACCAUGGAUACAUUUGUUGAUUCUGCUUGGUACUACCUGAGGUACACUGACCCUCACAACACAGACAGGCCCUUUAAUAGUGACUUAGCAGACUACUGGAUGCCUGUGGAUUUGUACAUCGGAGGAAAGGAGCAUGCAGUUAUGCACUUAUUCUAUGCAAGGUUCUUCAGCCAUUUUUGCCAUGAUCUGAAGCUGACUAAACACAAGGAGCCUUUCCAUAAGCUCUUGGUUCAAGGUCUUAUCAAGAAUCAGACAUUCAGACUAACGACAACAGGCCAGUGUUUGAAGAGAGAGGAGGUUGAUCUCACUGGAAGUGAACCAGUUCACCUAAAAACUGGAGAGAAGCUUCAAGUUGCUUGGGAAAAAAUGAGCAAAUCUAAGUACAAUGGAAUAGACCCUGAGGAAAUAGUGAAAGAGUAUGGCAUUGACACCCUGCGCCUUUACAUUCUGUUUGCUGCUCCUCCAGAACAAGACAUUUUGUGGGAUGCUAAAACUGAUGCCAUGCCUGGUGUUCAGAGAUGGCAGAUGCGCCUCUGGGCACUUGUAACCAAACUUAUUGAAGCAAGGACUUCAGGAACCAUGCCCAAUCCUGAGCUUCUGAGUAAGAAAGAGAAGGCUGAAGCCAGAAAGAUCUGGGAGCAGAAGAAUCUGGUGAUUUCUGAGGUAACCGAGUACUUCACGAAGGAUCAUUUGUUCAAUGCAGCUAUUUCCCGAUUGAUGAGCCUCACAAAUGUACUCCAUCAAGCUCCUCGGCCUCUUGUUCUCCACAGCACAGAAUUUGAAGAUGCUUUGGCUUCACUCUGCAUUAUGGUUGCACCUAUGGCUCCCCACAUUGCAUCAGAGAUGUGGAAAGGUUUGGCACACUUGCAGAAUAAACUUUGUACUCAUCAUCACUGGGAUGUUGAUGUUCUGCAUCAGUCCUGGCCCAAAGUAGACCCAGAUUACCUUCAGCCAUCAGAUGUUGUGGAGAUGUCUGUACUGAUAUCCUGGAUGGAAUCCAGGUGAAAACCAGUCGUGAACAUUUUUUAUGUCCAAACUGCUUGAAGCAAUUUGUGUUUCUUUUAGAAGAUUGACAUCUCCUUGAAAUGAUGCCUAGAAGUCAGAAAUCUGCAGUAACUAUACAGACUAUUGUGCAAGUAAUGUGAUUGACUGCAUUAAAAAAUUCAAAUUAUUUCAUUUUCUAAAAUGUGUGAUUGACCUUCUUCUCAUUAAGCCACUGAAAAUAGUCCAUAUAAAUCUGAAAGCCUUUGUAAUAAUUAAUUUUAUGUCAGCUCCAGAAAGGUACUCAAUAAGGCUCUGUAGUCUAUCUCCGUUAUCUACCCUUACUGGAUGACAGAAAGGAUUUAUAAAACCAUUUUAUAAACUAAGGUGAUUUCCAGCAAAGGGCUUACUCUGUUUUACUUAUGUGAUUCUGCCCUGCUGAAGCAAAAGCUGCAUUGAAAACCAGCCACACACAGGAAAAUGUUACUUAGUGAGCAGCUGACGUCUUUGCGGUCAGUGUUGGAUUAAUGAGCCAUGGGUUGAGUGCAGCAUAUAACAAUGAGUGCAACAUACACUAAGUUAAAGCCUAUUUUUCUAAAAAUAAUAAAUCUUCCAUUUGAAUCUCUGCAAGACAUUGCUUAGCUGUAAAGAAUCCAAGUUGCUGCCCAGAAGUAUGUCCAAACCAAGACUCCCACCCGACAUUUUAUGCAGCUUAUGUGACUGUCACGUUUUUAAAAUUAGAAGAUCACUGCAUUGCACGGUCACAUGCUGCUUGCUGUCUUCAAAACUGAGACUUCCUGUGGCCACUUCUCCAAUUUUUUUUGAGUAUCAUGAAUCAGAGUUUUAUCUUAUGGUAGACAGGAGAUAGGAAGAAUUUUAUCCUCUGCGUAGAAAGUGUGGGUUUGGA
Messenger RNA from Motacilla alba alba, 3581 nucleotides. It is a transcript of the gene LARS2, whose product is annotated as leucyl-tRNA synthetase 2, mitochondrial. NCBI's taxonomy places the organism in Eukaryota, Metazoa, Chordata, Aves, Passeriformes, Motacillidae. Gene Ontology annotation, cellular component: mitochondrion. The transcript is spliced from 21 exons. Gene Ontology annotation, biological process: leucyl-tRNA aminoacylation; mitochondrial translation. The record is from RefSeq and is a predicted model, not a curated record. Bases 140 to 2698 code for a protein of 852 amino acids. Gene Ontology annotation, molecular function: ATP binding; aminoacyl-tRNA deacylase activity; leucine-tRNA ligase activity.